GUCAAACAGGACGAAGGCUGGUCGAGUUUGCAGACUCGAUCGGGCUAAUGCUCAGAUUCGAUCGUAUCGAGUUGAAAGAUUUGGAGGGUAUACAAGCGAGCACAGGGUCGGUCAUCGCUAAUUGCAUGUUACAUCAUCAGCCACAAAUGUCUUGUGAGAGCUUGGCAUUGUUGAGGAUUUUCCUAGGCAACGUGAGAAAAUUAUCACCAAAAUUGGUGGUUUUGGUGAAGGAUGAGCUGCUAUCGAACACAACCAAGAGCUCGCCUACGCCGUUUGUGGAGUUCUUUUGUGAGGCGAUGCACCAUUUUUCUUCAAUGUUUGAUGCAAUGGCUUGUAGCUUCUACGGGGAGUACAAAAUUGGGCUAAGGUCAGUUGAGAAGGAGAUAUUGGGUCCAAGGGUGAUUGAUUAUGUGAGCCAAUUCCCAUUUCGGUCUUCGAGCAUGGAGGGGUUCAAGUUGAGUCCGUCGAGUGCUUGCAACGUGUCACAAGCUAAGUAUUUGUUAGGGUUAUUUAAUAGAGGGUUUAGUGUGCAACAUGACAAUGGGAGGUUGGCUUUGUGUUGGAAAUCAAGGCCUCUAAUUGGCGUAUCCAUUUGGGUUCCUACUUAGCUUGAAUAUUUGUAGUUAUAUGAGCAAGUAAUAGAGAUGCAUAGCUUUAGAUUAGAUAGAAAAAACAAGACAGAUUUCAAAGAUGCUUGUUGAAAGAAAUGAUUUUCGGUGGCAAUCACGUUUGUAUUUGUG
Asparagus officinalis (garden asparagus) is the source of this 740-nucleotide messenger RNA. Its product is annotated as chitin-inducible gibberellin-responsive protein 1-like. The transcript has a single exon. The record is from RefSeq and is a predicted model, not a curated record. Gene Ontology annotation, cellular component: nucleus. Gene Ontology annotation, biological process: regulation of DNA-templated transcription. Lineage: Eukaryota; Viridiplantae; Streptophyta; Magnoliopsida; Asparagales; Asparagaceae. Gene Ontology annotation, molecular function: DNA-binding transcription factor activity; sequence-specific DNA binding. The coding region runs from base 48 to 608 and encodes 186 amino acids.